AUGGAUUUACAAGACAUGGCCGCGCAGGGAGGCUUCCCAAGUUUUUUGGAUAUGAGAGUAGUCAACCUGUUUGUGUCUGCAUUUCAAGCAGAGCUUGACCAUUUGAACAAUGUGGACAUGACAAUGGAAUCAUGGCUACGAAACCUCUCGGGAGUUUGGAUAAUGGAGAAAAACCGUCGCGACAGCUUAUUCCGGACAGAUUAUGCGGAGGUUAACUGGACGCUUGAGAUUAUGACCCGUUUAAGGCCUGUUAGCGCGGCCCAGGAAAGCUCAACAGGGAUUGAUUACGACAUUUGUGUGAGCGUUCGACAGUUUAAAGAUAUUUAUACGCUACUGGUUGCAGUCGUGACAGAUGAUUUCGGAAAAGAUCCCCAUCUUGUCAAAGACCUCUAG
This is a messenger RNA of Aspergillus ruber CBS 135680, 393 nucleotides long. RefSeq lists its product as uncharacterized. The record is from RefSeq and is a predicted model, not a curated record. Bases 1 to 393 code for a protein of 130 amino acids. NCBI's taxonomy places the organism in Eukaryota, Fungi, Ascomycota, Eurotiomycetes, Eurotiales, Aspergillaceae. The transcript is spliced from 2 exons.